AGAGAAAAUAAGUCGAAGGGAGACUUUUACUUGCUGCGAGAGGCCUUUUAUUAUUUCUGGAAUUGUGAAGUGGAUCUGGGAUUCAAAACAAGCAUGGCUUGCUCCAUCAUGUUCCUGUUUGUGCAAUGUGUUCUACUUAUGUUACGACCGCUACAUGUCGCAGCAGAAAAAGCUGAUCAAAAUACAGUGGCUUCUCUCAUGGCACUGAAAGUUGCAGUAAACGACCCAUUUUUGGCUUUGCAGAGCUGGAAUGAGACCUCCCGUCAUUUCUGCAACUGGACGGGUGUUGAGUGCCGCGCUUUCACUCACCGGGUUGAUGUUGUUGCAAUCGAUCUCAAAAAUAUCAGUUUGGGAGGUUUUAUCCCCCCUCAGAUUGCCAAUCUCUCCUCCCUUCGAUUCCUCGACCUCUCCCACAACAGCUUUAGCGGCCAUAUUCCCCCUGAGAUUGCUUCUCUCUCAUCCCUCCGAUUCCUCGACCUCUCCCACAACAGUUUUAGCAGCCAUAUUCCCCCAGCACUUGGUCGCCUGCGGAAACUGAAGGAGCUUUAUCUUUCCAGAAAUAAUCUGACGGGAAGCAUUCCGUCCGAGUUUGGAAAUUUAGGGGGACUGGAAAUUCUGUCCUCCUACGCCAACAACCACAGCGGCAGCAUCCCUGAGGAGCUGGGAAACUGUUCUAUGCUACGAAAGAUAGAUCUUUCCGAAAACCAGCUGACCGGAACGCUUGGUCGGCCAAUGGGAAUGCUCUCUCGCCUCGUGCACAUCGAUCUUGCUUUUAAUUAUCUGACCGGACCCGUCCCGCCUUCUCUCUUCAACUGUACAGCCCUGCGGAACUUGUCGUUGAGCUUCAAUAGAUUUUCCGGUCCGAUACCUUCAGAUAUUGGCCGGCUUCCUCACUUGGAUUGGAUACUCCUGGCCAGGAAUAGUCUCCGCGGCAGCGUCCCCAAAUCGCUGGCAAAUUGUUCACGCCUUUAUCUUAUGGAGUUCGCGUCUAACAAGCUUGGUGGAAUUAUUCCACAAGAAUUAGGGAAGCUUUCAAGGCUCAGGGUCCUCAUCAUGCAAUUAAAUGAGUUUGUCAGCGGUACAACCUCUGGACCGAUGCCAAUAUUGCAAGCGCUUUCCAACUGCUCAAAGCUACAAAAGCUUGAUUUCUCCAACAAUCAUCUCACGGGUACUUUGCCUGCAACGAUAUUCAGUAAGCUUUCCGCUACUCUUUAUUUCCUAAAUGUAGAAAAGAACAAUAUUAGGGGUAGCAUACCCAAAGAAAUCGGCAAUCUUUCCUCCGUGACUCAGCUAUACAUGAACAGAAACUCCUUUGUAGGUACCAUCCCUUCCGAGAUCGCAAAUCUGCUUAAUCUGGUUGCCAUAGAUCUCAGACAAAAUAAAUUGCAGGGAAGCAUUCCUGCAGAAGUCCAGCUUUUAAAUCAACGCCUUGUAUAUAUGUAUCUUGAUGACAAUAUGUUGUCGGGGUCGAUCCCAGAAAGCAUAGGCAAACUCAACAACCUCAGAGAACUGACAUUGAGCAGGAACAGACUUGAAGGCAGGAUACCUCCAGAAAUCUCACAGUGUAAGCUUCUCGAGGAUCUCCAACUCUGUUGUAACAAUCUUUCUGGCCCUAUCCCUUCAGAAAUUGCUAACCUCCGGAAUUUGUAUUCUAGUUUAGAUUUAUCACGCAACGCAUUGACAGGGCCCAUGCCUGCCGUUAUAGGAGGAAUGCAAAUGAUACAAUGGGUAGAUCUGUCAGUGAAUAAGCUAUCCGGGGCCAUACCUGCCCAAAUUACAGGCUUAGUAGGCUUGCAGUACCUGAAUCUCUCUUACAAUAAUCUGGAGGGCGUCCUUCCAUCAGCAAUCGGCCAGAAACUAUCAAUCCUUGAAGAACUGGAUUUGUCGCACAACAAUAUAACAGGCCCAGUUCCUGCCUCCAUCUCCAAUCUUGAAAUGUUUGAAUUCUUGGAUUUGUCGUAUAAUAAUUUCAUAGGUCAAGUCCCCUGCACAGGCGCUGUCAAGAAGAUGAACAAGACAUCCUUUCUUGGAAAUCCAGGGCUGUGCGGUAAUUGUUCGGGAUUGCCGGCCUGUUCAUCCACUACAAGCAAACACCAGAAGAAAAACAAAGCAAUACUGAUCGGUGGAUCAGUAGGUGUUGUUGGAGCACUAAUUUUCACAGGGGUUACGCUCUGCAUAAUAUGGUACUGCCAUCCGAAAAGGCGAUUUCAAACAACUUCUGUAAAAACAGCAGGCAAUCUGAGGAUUUCUAUGGAAGAACUCAAGAGAGCAACCGGAGACUACAGCCACGAAAACUUAAUCGGAGGCGGCAGCUAUGGUAGUGUUUACAGAGGGGUUCUAUCGAGCGGGGAGUGCGUGGCCAUAAAGGUGUUCAGGGUUUCCAAUUCGGAAAGGGCAGAGAGAAGCUUCAUCAGAGAAUGCAAGACCCUGGGGAAAGUCCGGCACCGGAAUCUGGUAAAGAUAAUAACGGCGUGCUCUUCAUCAGACUUCAAGGCUCUGGUGCUGCCAUUAAUGGCCAACGGAAGCCUGGAUCGGCAUUUGCAAGGGGACCAACGGCUGAGCUUGCAGAGACGGUUGAGUAUUUUGUGUGACGUGGCGCAGGCUCUGCGUUACUUGCAUCACGACUGUUCACCUCAAAUCGUGCACUGUGAUCUGAAGCCGCAGAAUGUGCUGUUGGACGAGGACAUGACUGCUCACGUGGCAGAUUUCGGAAUUGCUCGGCUCUUCAGUCCGACCGAUGACUCGGCCAGCACAACGUCGGUACUGAGAGGAACCGUGGGCUACAUCCCGCCAGAAUAUGGAUUUGGGGGGGAGAUUUCAACAAAAGGAGAUGUAUAUAGCUAUGGAAUUUUAAUGUUGGAGGUGCUUACUCAAAAACAACCAACCGAUGACAUGUUUACAAGUGGAUUAACUUUGUCUCAAUGGGUUUCAACAGCUCUUCCAAGUAUGCUAGAAAAUUGCAUUCAAGUCAUUCCCUUAGAUGAUAUGCAUGAUAGAGAUGAAGAAGGUCAAGAUGCAUUGAAAGAUUUUACACUAGAAGGUCUCAUACAACUUGGUUUGCAAUGUACUAAUCAAAUUCCUAAUAAUCGACCAAGUAUGCAACAAGUGGAAAACACACUAGCAAAGAUGUCACAUUCAAUUCAUCAUAAUCAUUGCAUCAUACCAGACAUUCAAACGCUAUUAGCUAUUGUUGAUAACCCAAAUGCUAUUGACACUACAAGCUCCUCUACAUGAAAAUAGUUAUAUUCCAAAGAAUUUUAGAAAAUAUAAUUUGUAUUUUUACCAAAUUAUUAAUUAGAUUGUAAGUGGAUAAUAUCAAAAAUAUAUUUUUAUACCGAGUGAAGUCUAC
Messenger RNA from Cryptomeria japonica (Japanese cedar), 3349 nucleotides. Its product is annotated as putative leucine-rich repeat receptor-like serine/threonine-protein kinase At2g24130. Gene Ontology annotation, biological process: protein phosphorylation. The transcript has 2 exons. NCBI's taxonomy places the organism in Eukaryota, Viridiplantae, Streptophyta, Pinopsida, Cupressales, Cupressaceae. The record is from RefSeq and is a predicted model, not a curated record. Gene Ontology annotation, molecular function: ATP binding; protein kinase activity; protein binding. The coding region runs from base 94 to 3234 and encodes 1046 amino acids.